Messenger RNA from Aquila chrysaetos chrysaetos, 4665 nucleotides. Its product is annotated as basic salivary proline-rich protein 1-like. The record is from RefSeq and is a predicted model, not a curated record. The transcript has 4 exons. The coding region runs from base 1 to 921 and encodes 306 amino acids. NCBI's taxonomy places the organism in Eukaryota, Metazoa, Chordata, Aves, Accipitriformes, Accipitridae.
AUGGAGCAGCAGCUUCAAAACCAGUCACUUCAUGCAAGGGAGCCGAGCGGGUGCCACCAACGAGAGGCGGUGGAAAAGGCACCCAAGGCACCGGCUGCCCGCUCGCAGGGAGCGGGGGAGCGGGCAGUAACAAACAGCCGAGGGGGGGGCAGAAGAGGGAAGCGUGGCCUCGCCCGCAGCUGCUGUGAAAGCAGCCGGGCGGCGGGAGGCGGCGGGCGAGGCCGCGGCCGGCGGGGCCGGGUCUCUCCGCACCCCCGGGCGGCCGCCGCAGCCGCUGCGCACCGAGCUUGCGGCUCUUUAAAUAAUUCACGCGCACACCGGGAGGCGGAGGAGGGGGGUGCCCCUCCGAAACGGGGACCGAGGGAGGCUUGCAGCCAGCGCUCGGGAAAACGCUCGCGGGUCUCGGGGGUGAAGACGAGUAACUUUUCCGGCCCUCCAGCUCGCCCAAACCCACCCUGGCCAGGCAAACUUUCGGCUCCCACCGCGGGGGGGGGGGGGGUGCCGGAGGGGCCGCCGUCACCGGAAACGGCCCCCGCCGCCGCGGCCGCCCCCGCGCCGGGCUCACCCCGGCAUUGUUCCCCGCCCGCCGCCCGCCAGCGCGGCCCCGGCCCACCCCGCUCGGCCAUUUCCCCCGCCAGCCAGCACGGCUGCCGGCGGAAGAGCGCCGCACUCACCCCGCAGCGGGCCCGCGCACCUCCCCCCCACCGCGGCGGCGGCUCCUCCCGGGCGGGCUGCCCGGUGCCCGCCGGCCGGCCUCGCCUCCGGGAGAGGCUCCGGCGGCGGCCCCCCGCGCAGGCAGCGGGUAGGCGCGCCGGCCCGGCCCAGCGGCCACAGCAGGCGAGGGCUCCGGCGGCCAGUCCCGGCGCGGAGGUCGGGGGAGCGGCGGCAGCUCCCGAAGCCGAGAGUUGGAGGGAGUGGUGAAGGGAAGAGGUUGGCCUCAGAAGAUUACUGGAAUCCAAAAGUACUGAAGUACAAUUCAUUUGGGAAGCCAGGACCUUAAUGUUGUCUUGAUAAAAUACUCCCAAGAAGCCUGAACUUGGAAGACGCUCAUACAGAGGGAGGAGAAGUUUGUACUCUUAGGGGUUCCUGCUUCUCACUUCCUCCCCCAUCUGAGGAAUCAGAUGGUCAAGCAGCAGGACAAAGAAAUAUUUCAAAAGUUUUCAUGUUGAAUUUUGUCUAACUUGAUGCUGUGCCUACUUUCUUGUUUUGUUUUGUUGUUUUGUUAUUUUGUUUAAGCAGAAUACUCUCAUCUCAUACAAAAUACAAAUGGAUCCAUGUUUUUCUGAUACUCUCUAUUUAAAAUUACUCCAUUCCCUAAAAUACUUUCUUUAAUGUAAACGACACUGUAACUCUUGAUACAUCAGUUCUUUAACAUUAUUGCUAACUUUCUUAAUAGGACGGUAAGGACUCAUGUGACUCCUUACAGGUAUCUUCUAAAAUAUGUUACGUUCUGUAUGCCUUAUAACUCUUAAAUAUUUUACUGGCCGGGAACAUUGUCUACCAGCAGAAAUGUACAAAAAAGGUUACUUGAAAAAAUGUAUUUGAAAAAAAGGUGUCUGUGUGGUUUGUCUAGAGCAGAUUUAAACUCUUGAAAAGGUGAUCACUAGUCACAAUUAUUUAACAAAUAAUUAAUAAGCAGUUAAAUUUGCCAGGUCGACAGAAUAUAAAUUCAUUAAAUCCAUAAACAUUUCUUCACCUCUCCCAAGCCACUUUAUGUACUAGUUAUUUGUAAUUUUCUACUUAUGCUAUCUGUUUGAUGUUGCUCAUAUGGAUGCUUAAAGCAAGCUAAAAAAUGAAGCAAAAAUUCAGAUGAAUUCUUGGCUUUUUGAAACAAAUAGUUUUAUGUGUUUUCCAGAGUUAUUCCUUCAACUGUAAAUAGAUUUUGUUCAUUUCCUUUCUAUAAAGAAAAGGCAGAAACAAUUUACUGUCUUAUGACUGUCACUAUUCUCUACCAAAAUUCUCUUUCCCAGUAACAGAGAUCUACUACAAUUCCAGUAAUAAGCUGUACUUGGAUUUAUGAGUAAAACACAGCGUAAAUCAUGACAUGAAGACAUGUAAUUCUGUUUUCUGUGACUCAUCAGCUUCUUCCCAGUUCCACCUUCAUAUCAAAAAAAAAAUUCUAUUUUUUUUUUAAAUUGUGGGGUAAAUUGCAUGGUGUGGACCAUGCAAAAGAGGAGGAUAUUCAACCUUUCCUCCUAUUGCACAGCUCUUCUCUUCCUUACAAGUUUUCAUUCCUUCCUUCCCCUAUCUCUUCACUGAGAGCUGAAGUAUCAGUGAACAUUUUCAACAUUUUCCGAUCCUGCUAGAAUGUUUCUGAUAGAAAAUCUGUAAACCAGAAGAUAAAGAGUAACCUGUUGAAGGUUUUCUCAAAUUCUUAAAGAUUGAUAAAAAUCAGAUUUGCAGAAUGUUUCACCCAAUUAUUAUGAUUAAUCAUCUUUUUCUUUUCUCUUCUGGGGUUAAAUGAAAAACAGUAACAAUAAGCAUUAUUUAGUUGCUGGAAUCCAAAACAAAGCAAGAGAUGCAACACCAGGAGAUGCAUGCACCAGGAUGCACAAAUUCUGUUCGUUAUAUUGAAAAAAGAGCUAUGUUGAUACACAGAAAGCAUAAAAUCCCUGCGUGAAUUACUAUCUUAUUUUACAUCCCCAUAAUGCACCAUCACCAAAAUACAGAUUUGCCAUUGACUUCAGUGAGCAUGGAAUCAAAUUCUGUAUUUUGGGUGGGCUUUUUACGUUUUAAAAUUUUCAGCAAGACAGCAAUGAGACGUAACCUUCUCCUAAAGACAGGUUCUCAUUCUCCAGCUACUCUAAUUUUGCUAGAUCUCGAUGUUCUUCUUGAAUGCCUGAGGGACUUUAUCUUCCUGUUUGGCACGGUUCUAAAUUGGCUUAAAUCGUAUUUAUCCAACAGUUACCUGCAUUAUAUUUUCAAGGGUAAUUUGUGUUCUUCUCCUAGAGCAUUUAUUUCUCGGGCUCUGUAGGGUUCCAUUUUGGCUCCAUUCUUACUCAGCAAUCCAAAGCUGCCUGUGCGCAGGGCUGUUCAUUGGCAUGAUGCUGGGUUUCAUUUCUAUGCCGACAAGACACAGGUCUAUUUGUCAACCAAACCAGCAAUUUCAAACUAUGCUAUUACCAUAUUGACAAGCUGGUGACUGUAAAAGCCUCUAUAAGCAUCAAUUUUCUUCAGUUAAAAUCAGACAAAACUGAGCUGUUCAUGGCUGACUCUUGCCAUCAACCCAAACCCACUUGAACUUCUAACCCAUCUUUAAAAUUCAACCCAGGUUCACUGGUUAAAAACCUUAUGUCAUUUUUGAUUGCAAGCUCUUCUUUCAGUAUUGGAGUCAAAAGAAUAAGGCUUCCUAUUAUUAGUUGAAGUAAACGUGCUUUGCUUAUUGCUCAUUCAUGCUUUUAUGUUCCCUAGACUAGAUUAUUUUAAUACCCAGCUUGUUGAUCCACCGAUGAGACCAAUUAUCAAAUUUCAUCUUGUAUAGCAAGUUCUGUUUUCCAGGGCAAUGUACUGUACAGACUAAUGCAUGUUUCAUAACUGCUGUUCUCUCAUGGUGGCUACUGAUACACCACAAAAUCUAUUUAAGCUAUUACUGCUCUUGCCCUAUGAAGUUUUUCAUGAACUUUGACUUCUUACUAAGAGAUAUUUGUCAGGGGGCUGAUCCUACCCAGUUAAGUUAAUGGAAGCUUUAUCACUGACUUCAGAAAACAUGAGCUGUAAACCCACGUGGCCUCUACUCAUGUUCUUAAAGCUAUUGCAUGGACACUGGGUGAUGGCUUUCUGCUCGUAACUAUGUCUUUUUCAGAAAGAGUUGGUGUAUCCCAACUGGCAGAUUCAGAAGCGCUUUGCAGCUCCUGAAUCCAGGUGCUUGUGCACUAUGGCUAUAUCCUACAUAUUGAAGUGAAACCUAGGUAUACACACUAUUUCUUUGCAAACUGAUUUUCUUCUGAAGGAAACCCUCGUGUGACCUCCCUUCCGUCAGGUUGAUGAGAGGACUAGGACUGUCAGAGGCAGUCUGGGCUGCUGUGCCUGGCGAUGGUCUGAGUAUGUCACAAGCUGCACAAGAUUUGCAUUGUUUUCUGAGGAGUUCUGGCUUGUGAAGGUGUUUUGUCUGUCAGCUGCCAUGGAUUAAGGAGCUGUUUAAUUUUAUUUUGGUCCUUGUAGUCAUUUGUAAGAAUUUGCACUAAGCACUCUUUACUAUUAACUAAUAAAUAAAUAACCCCAAAGCCCACCCUGGCAAACAAACAACAGCAGCCUGUUUAUUCAGGCAACCUUAUUCAAACAAGUUCCUUACUUCUUGGGUGGUGCUACUGAAGUCAGCGAAAAUUCUCUGUAACAAAACAUACCAUAACCUAAGUCAGCAGCAGUUGAGUGGCAAAGUGGCUAGCCCACCUUACUGGCCUUCCUGAUGGCAUGCAUUUCUGCUGGACAGUUGAUUACUGAUUCUUGUGGUUGCUCAGGUUUGCACACUCAGGUAUGGUUGUACUGAUCUGAGGCAGGAUCUAGCUUUAGGACUAACACAUUUUAUUAUUUGUCCAAUAUGUUCUUAUGAGUAAAAAAAAAAAAAAAAAAAAGGAAUAUAUUAAGAGUUUUAUCCCCAGGAUUUGGCUUUUAAAUGACCAGAAAUUAAACCUACCAGAAUAAUGUUACUAGAACCUUUCCUGAGAA